This is a messenger RNA of Paramecium tetraurelia, 1650 nucleotides long. RefSeq lists its product as uncharacterized. The transcript is spliced from 6 exons. Lineage: Eukaryota; Ciliophora; Oligohymenophorea; Peniculida; Parameciidae. The record is from RefSeq and is a predicted model, not a curated record. Gene Ontology annotation, cellular component: endoplasmic reticulum membrane.
AUGAGAAAGAAGUAACAAUUGAUAAAGAUGGAAAAAGAGAACGACUCUUCUUUACCUACAACAGCAAUUGCAUCUUAAAAAAAGUUUCCCAAUAAGGAAUUGGAGAAUGAUCUAUUUGAGUACAAAGCCAAAAUGAUCAACCAUAUUGAGAAUAGAAUAUUGCAAUCAUAAAAGAAGUUAGAAGACUCCAUACGAGAGGAAAUGGAACAAUUUGAAUAAUAGAUUUCCAAAACUAUUCAUGAAUUAAGAGAUGAUCAAUUUGACCACAAAGUAAGUUCAACAAAUCAUGAGGAAAAAUAAAUGGAGAAAGUGUUUAGAUAUAAACCAUCUCUUUUGUCUGAAAUGAUGAAAUAGUCUGAUUAUAAAACUCUUUACCAUAUGAUAAUGGCUAGUAUGUUUAUUUUGAUGGGAAACCUAUGGAUAUAAGACUAUUUGGAGAGAGGUAUCAUAUUUGACAUGGAUACAUUCUUCUGGUGCUUUUAGACUCCAUUGUUAGUAGCAGAAAUUUGGUUUGCUUUAGUUUUAUCCAGUUAUUUGACUGUAUAUUGGGUGAUCUACUGUAACUAAAAUAAGAUAAAACCAUUCACAGCUAUUCUUGUAUUCAGUCUUCAUUAGAUAAUAAGCAUUAUGGCAGCUUGUUAUAUGACAACUGCUUGGGUGAAUGGAUUUGGUUCAAGGAUGAUUGUGAUGUGUGAAGCAGUCAGAAUGAUGAUGAAAAACUAUUCUUAUGCUCGUAAUAAGAUGCUUUAUGGUACAGAAAAUAAAUAUAAAUAUUUCAUUCUGUAAUCUUUCGAAAAGAAAGGAAUAACUAAACAAAAUGCUUUGCUUCCAGACAUCAAUAUUCAAUCGCUUUCUUAAGAACUCAAGAGGUACACUUAUUUCUCCUUGGCUCCAACCUUGUUAUACCGAGACUACUACGUGAAGGCUCCAAAUUACUCUAGAAAAAAAGUGAUCAUAGAAUUCGCCAAUUUCUUUUUGUGCAUUUAUUAUGGGUUUAUUCUAUUCAGAUCUUUCUGCAAAGAGCCAAUACUUUAAUUGAGGUAUUAAAACUUGACUUUGAUGAAUUUCAUAGUAACUUUGUACAAGUUGAUGAUGCCGUCUACUUUUUCACUCGUUCUGGUCUUCUUUGGAUUACUUCACAGUUGGUUUAAUGGAUGGGCAGAACUAUUGAGAUUUCCAGACAGAACAUUCUAUCAUGAUUGGUGGACAGCCUCAGAAUUUGGAUAAUAUUAUAGAAAAUGGAAUGUUAUAGUUCACGAAUUCCUCUACUAUUAUGUUUAUUUGGAUAGCGAGAAAUUAAGUUAAGGAAAAAGAAGCCGACUUUUUAGAUAAUUGAUCACUUUUGGCUGCUCUGCCGUCAUACAUGAGAUUAUACUUACUUUUGCCUUAGGUUUUUUCUACCCGAUAUGUUUUCUUUUAUUUACUGGGCCAGGUAUUUUAUUCAUUUAGGCCAAGGAAAUCUUUAAAUAGAAGGGCUGGUUUAACAUUUUAUUUUGGGUUUUGAUGUAUAUAGGAACUUCUGUGAUGAUCACCUUAUAUUUGACUGAAUAUUACGCUAGGAUUCUCAUUAAUGACAGCUUAGUUGAGCAGAAAUGGGGAAUCAUCCAAUAUCUGAUUCCAAGAACAUUUUAUUUAAUCACAGGAAUAUGA